Molecule: messenger RNA, 1002 nt
Organism: Trichoderma harzianum CBS 226.95
Lineage: Eukaryota; Fungi; Ascomycota; Sordariomycetes; Hypocreales; Hypocreaceae
Exons: 2
Coding region: 1-1002 (333 amino acids)
Source: RefSeq, a predicted model, not a curated record
AUGACAGUUGUGCCUGGGCCCUUCAUCGACGAUGCUCACCUUCGAGGACUAUAUACCCUUCAGAAUGGAACUAGUAUUCCCAUCCUGAAGGGUUUAUACGGAGUUCCAGGUCUUGACGAUGCAAUUACUCAAGUUGCAAUUACUUUUUGCCAGCUAGUCUUCAACGACGACCAAAGAAUGUGGUGGCAAUGUGUCGUUUUCCUCACUGACUAUGCUGGCCUCACUGCCUUGUGGAUGCUCGAGUCUUUAAGAACCGCCAACAGGGGGACUUUCUUCCAGACAUUCGCCGUGCCCCUGUUUCUCGCCCAAUUCGUGACCGUGGGAAACAUUGCACCUUUAUACUUUUACUUUUUCUACGUCUUCUCUCCGUUGAAGAAGUACUCUACCGCUAGUGCCCGACUAAUUGACGGAGCGGGUGUGCUUGCUAUUCUCCCAACGCUGCUCGUGGUGUACUAUAUUCCACAUCUCAUCUCCCUCUUUCACCCUGAUUUUGAAACUAGACACUUGGCGAAUUGGAUAUGGCAACUUUACCCGCUAUGGGCCUCAAUACUCCUUUUUACACUAUCAAGUGUGAUAAGGCCGUUUCUCAGUGACAACGCCGAAGUUGUCCAGCGCCGUAAUAAGACGGGCAUUCGCGUCAUUGGAGGAGUCAUGAUAACGCUUAGCACUAUUUCGUACUGGUACAUGCUCUUCUUUUCGCCUCUGUCUGUAUCGGAGGCAUUGAUACCAAAAUAUUUCACCGAGCUUCCCAAAGACACGCCAACGUCGCUCACUAGCAUCUUCCAGUACGACUUCAUCACCUCUUUUACGUCAAUCCUGCUUUGGUUGGCAUACCAUUUGGGAGAUCUGAAGAGUGCUGGAAUUUGUCAACUAUCUUGGCCUCGAAUCUUGCUCUCUUCUGUUGUCAUUGGCUGCCUUGGUGGCCCGGGAGUGUUGGUUUGGGUUGGGUGGCUUACAAGAGAAGAAUUGAUGGCAUCAACGGAACAUUCCAAGACCAACUAG